CACACGUCAGUGAGCACAAAGCGAUAAAAAUGAUUACGCCGCGAUUGUUAGCGGUCUUCGCCGUUCUUGCUUGUGUGUCCGCGCUACCGACCACAGAUAAGCCGGUGCCGCGACCCGUCACGACAAUUACCGACGAAGACUUCGACGACUCACCAUGGUUCAGCUUCCCGCUAUUCGGUAACUUGUUCGCUCCUCUCUGGAGGCUCCUCCCCAGUUUCGGCGAAAUUGGCCCUAAAAUUGUCACAGACAAAGAUAAGUUCCAAGUUAUUGUCAACGUCAAGGAUUACAAAAAGGACGACUUGAAAGUAAAGGUUAAGGGAGACUUCGUCUUCGUGCAGGGAUCGCACGAAGCUAAGCAAGAUGACCAUGACAUUUUUGCCAGCCAGUUCUUCCAUACGUACGCGUUGCCAGCGAACUCCAGCGGCGCUGAUGUGUCCGCUGAAAUUUCAAGCGACGGAUUCCUCAUCGUCGGCGCUCCUUUACGCUCUGCACCUGUAGAAAAGUCAAAGGACGUCGACCGUGAAGUUCCGAUUGUUGAGACUGGACGUCCUUACAAGCGUGAGAACGAGUCAACUACGAUCACUUCUACGGCAAAUGAGGAAAAGACGACUACGACUCAAGGCAAGACGACACUGGUCACAAAGCCGACGACCCUCGUGGAAUCUGAUGACGACCGAAAGGAGCCGACAACGCCGUCGUCCGACCGGGAGGAAGUCACUGAAAAGGACAACAACAUUUAUCACGGGAACGAGAUCCUGUGAAGUGAUAUAUUAGAUUAAGUA
Hyposmocoma kahamanoa is the source of this 782-nucleotide messenger RNA. RefSeq names its product alpha-crystallin A chain-like. NCBI's taxonomy places the organism in Eukaryota, Metazoa, Arthropoda, Insecta, Lepidoptera, Cosmopterigidae. Gene Ontology annotation, molecular function: protein folding chaperone. Bases 30 to 761 code for a protein of 243 amino acids. The transcript has a single exon. Gene Ontology annotation, biological process: protein refolding; response to heat. The record is from RefSeq and is a predicted model, not a curated record.